CAAGUUAGCACCUACCCAAACAAGCAGGAAACAGGAAAUGUUCACGUUUCAGGGAGGCUGAAGCCAGCGCAGCAUCAUGCCGGAGGGAGCGCCCAGGAGGGCUGGCAGGAGGGCUCCCCGCGCUGCCCGGCUCUUUGCCCUGACAGCCGCGCUCCUUCUCACUGGCCGGGCUCAGGAGUAUCCGCAGACCGUAGAAGAGUCAGAAUAUAAUACAACAGAUGAAACCCUGGAAGAGGAACAUACAGAUGAAGAGACUACAAUUAUAAGUACAGUUGCUGAAGUGACCCCAGAAACAUCCAUUGACUAUACGAAUUCCACCUUCAUUGAUGAGGAGGAUAAUCAGCUGGAGUUUUUAUUAAUGGUGUUGAUCCCACUGAGUUUAUUGGCGCUCCUCCUCUUCUCGGUGGUGGUCAUCAUAAUAAACCAUAAAAGGAAAAAAACUAAACAAGAGCUGCCUUCUAGCCAAGGAUCUCAGAGUGCCUUGCAGUCCUAUGAACUGGGAAGCGACAACUUAAAAGGCCCUAUUUUUGAGGAAGACACACCCUCUGUUAUGGAAAUAGAGAUGGAAGAGCUUGAUAAAUGGAUGAACAACAUGAACAGAAAUGGCAACAGCGAAUGUUUACCUACUUUAAAAGAAGAAAAAGAAUCAAACCACAGCCCAAGUGACAAUGAACCCUAAAACGGAAUGGUGCUCGUGUUUCCCAAGAGCAGCACCCCCAGGGGGAGCCUGCUGGACCGCCAACAGAGGAUGGAGAGGAUACAAAUUGAAUUAAUUUUAAAUCAACAUGGACACAAGAACUUUCUGCUGUUUCUUCCAACGCCCACUCUUCCUAGGGAUGGCAUCCCCUGUACUCGGAAGAAUGUGCUAGGGAGAAGUCGGAGGAAAAGGCCUGGCUGACAUUCAUCGCUGAGGGUGGAGGAGCCCAUGAUCCAAGGGUGUUCCCUCCUCGCAGCCAGCCUCUCUCUGCCUGCAGCCUCCCAGCCAGCUGUCUGCCUCCUUGUUACCUUUCUGCUUCAUUCCUCAGGGUUCGAAUCAGGAAGCUGUUUUAUCUCUGUUUCCUUCUGGGUCACAUUGUUACCUAAUUAGCUUUGGAUAAUUUCCUCUGAUUAGUCAAGUGCUCUGAUAGGUCAACUGCAGGAACUUUUCUCAAGGCGAGUGUGUCAUGGAAAAGGCAGCAAACAAAGCAGGCGUUUCACUGUGCACACCAUUCCCGCAGGUCGGCAGGCUCGUUCCUACCUGCCAGGAGGCACCGUGAGAUGCCACAGUCCUGAGGGGAUGUGGUUUGGUGACUUGUGGACCCACCUUGGCCAGAUUGAGUCACUCUUGGGAGCUUCUCAGAGGAACAGGAAUCUUCAAUGAAAGAGCAAACAUUUUCUUUCUCUGCUAAAAUCACCUGCUUGUUCUCAUUUCCUCGAAGCUCAUGCUUAUUCUCAGUUCAGCUCCCUUGCACGUGGUAUGUGGGUAGGGAGUGUGUGCAGUGGGCGUCAUCUGUCACCUGUGUGUGUCUCUGAGAUCGUUAAGGUCACCUGAAGCAAACAAAAUGGGAAUAGGAAAUAUCUGUGCCUGUGGCAGAUGUCACUCGUCGCACUCAGUUUUCUUUCCUGCAAAGCUGGGACAAGCCUUAUGACCUACCUCCUCAACGCAGCCCUCCAGGAGGUCACUAUCAGUCCAUCAGGGAUGACAUUCUGCAUGAUUUUCUACAUGGUAUUUGUUGAAAUCCUCGAGCUAGAGGUAGUGGCGCUAAAUGCAGACGGGCCUGUUUAUCAGUCCCGCUUCUGUAUAAUCAAUCUCCAUUUAAUCCUUGAUUUUCAAAUUCUGACCUUUAAAGCAAUCUAGCAAAUGGGCAGUCCUCAGGUCCUCUGUGACACCUGAUAUUUUAUUCCAGGAAAGAAACAAAGAAUAAAAGCUUUGUUUAUUUUACUCCUCACAUGUAAACUGAGGGGAGAUGAGGUUCACCAGACAUUUGCUGCUGAAUUUUGGGGUCCAGUGUUCGAAAGACUGCCUUAACGUGCAACAAAAACUGGCCCCUCCUCCCUUUCAGAAUCCCUUAACUCGUACAUGCCUCCUGAACCAUGCCCAAACUUUAAAGGCAGGGUUCCCUACCGGGGAGGUCUUCGCACACAGUGAGAGACAGAACUGCCUGGCUGUGUUUAACCACUGCUAUUCUGCUGCCCAGGCACUGCACAGAGCUUUGGAUCCGACUGCAACAGAUCUAUCUGUCACAUUCUCUUUGGGACAUCCUAAUAUGGCAUUUUUGUUUCCACUGCUGUUUUACAUAUCCUUACUCAACUUGUGGUCUACAGCGACUCUCAGAUACUUGUGCCAACAUUGCCAAUUUCUGAACCACCAUUUCUGCCUAUCUGGUUACUUUAAGUUUGUUUCUCAUCAACGCUUGACUGUCAGACAAAUCUCAGUUCUUUCUUUCUGUAGUAGCUCAGAUCUUUGCUGAACGCUUUGAACUGUGAACUUCAUUCACCCAACCCCAUCAAAAAAUGGACUUUAUAAGUUUGGGGAAGUAUAAGGGUCUUGGAACCGCACUUUGAUGAAGCAGCUUUUAUAAGAUGAUAAAAAUAUUCUCAUUCGGUAUUUCAAAUAACUUCAAAUUCCAGAAGAUGCCAACUUCAGCAACAUGUCAUUGAGUUUAUAUCUGAAAAAUGUACUAACUUAUAUAAUUGCACAGUAUACAAGGUACUUUUAAAAAAUAUAGUUAAUUCUGGCAAGAUAUAUGAAAUUAGUAUGGGUAAAAACAGUCAACAGUCAGUUCUAGCACCCUGUGAUUUUUUUUUAUUACUAUCCAAUCAACAGGUAUCAUAGAUUUAUGAUUCAUUUCAUAAAUUUAUUUCAUAGAUUUAUUUCAAGACUGUUUUAAAACCCAAUCUUAAUUUAAUGUUUCAGAUUAUUCUUCAUAAAAAUCUCAUUAAUUUGCCUGAAUUGGGUAGCCAAUCAAGGCAAAAUCUGACUUUAGAAUAUCUUAAAGAUAUAUAUUUCAUUGAAUUUUUGUUCAAUUUAAGCCCACUAGGUUAAUAACAUUGCCUAGUUGAACUCCUAAGGAAACUUGUUUUAAUAGGUAUGCAAAAAUAUCUGUCUUAACUUAGCAAUGUGACUUCUCUCUCUGGGAAGGUCAUUGUCAUCCAAACAUGAGCACACAGCAUGGAUCAACCUUGAUAUCCCUGGAGUGACAGAUGUUUCUACUAACACCGUCGCAGCUCCAGCAAUAUAAAUGGAUGCUUUAAAAAAUACUUUUGUCUGCUUUUUUAUUUGGGUUGUUUAAACUACCAGUUUGCACCAGCACUGAAAGAAGGCCCUAUGUUGUUGAAUAAACAUAAAAUGUAGACUCUCGUUUAAACUUCUGUCAGAAUUAGUACAAAUCCUGAAUAUAGUGGAGUGAUGAGACAUGGUUUCAUACUGAAAAACACUGCUAAAAUUCUCAGUGUGGGUAAAAGAUUGAAAUUUAAAAAUUUUUUUAAUUUACGCAUGAUGCUUUUUCACACUCAGGAGACGCGCAGGAUGAAUUCUAAGGUUUCCAUUUAGUAUCUACUUUAGGCAGUCUAGAGUAGCUUCACUCAUAGAUUACAUUUUAAAAAAUCUUACAAUAACCAGAAGAGUCACUGUAUAUAACUGAGGAGUGGAAUUAGUCAAAUUGGUUAUUAAUAAUUUCAUAAGCAAACAACCAAUUAUUAUUAUUAUGGUUAUUAUUAUUUUGAGUGGCUCUUUGGCCUUGCCUUUGUCUUGCUAGACCCAAAAUUUUACUUUCCUUUUAGUCCUUUUGGGCGUGGUUAUUUGUAGGUACCGGGUGAGCUUUUUGUUUUGUUUUGUUUUAUGCCCUAUGACUUUUUCUAAAUUAUAUGCUAUUUUCAUGAGAUAACAAUCCAUACAAUUAUAUAAAAUAAAAC
Messenger RNA from Molossus molossus (Pallas's mastiff bat), 3894 nucleotides. RefSeq names its product transmembrane protein 154 (gene TMEM154). The coding region runs from base 77 to 679 and encodes 200 amino acids. NCBI's taxonomy places the organism in Eukaryota, Metazoa, Chordata, Mammalia, Chiroptera, Molossidae. The record is from RefSeq and is a predicted model, not a curated record. The transcript has 7 exons.